AUGCACUUAAUUUUGGAAGAAGAUAUGAACGAAAAAAAAGGAGCCUUGUGGCUUGGUGAUUAUACAGCUGCUUUAGACAAAGAUAUGCUUAAGUCAAAAGGAAUUAACACAGUGCUCACUACAGCUCAAGGUCUUACUAUUUAUUAUCCUUAGUCAUCUAAAAUUAUUCAUAGACAAUGGUUUAUGCUUGACCACCCAAGCUUUAACAUAUCGAGAUACUUUUAGGAUGUAAUUAUAGAAAUUGAGGAAGGUCUCCGAAGAGGUGGUGUCCUUGUUCAUUGCGCUGCAGGUGUUUCUAGAAGCGCGUCUUGUGUGAUAGCUUAUAUUAUGUAAAAGAAAUAAAUGACUUAUCCUACAGCCUUUAAUUUUGUUAAGAAGAAAAGAAGAGUUAUCUCUCCAAACCCUGGUUUUUUGAAAUAGCUUUAAUAAUUUGAUAAAUAACUUUCUUCAAAUUCCUCUAAAAGAAGAAUAAGUAUGUCUAGGAUUAACACAAAUACGGGCUAAACUAGUGCUGUAGGAUUUAGUUAUGUAGAUCCAUCAUUUAGUGAUGAAGCCUACAAUAACUAUCAAACUUCAUUCAAUAUGAACAACACUGUUGGUAAAAAUACUAAUCCUGUAAAAUAAAGUGAUGUAAACAAAAGAGAUGAGAAUAAUAAGACUACAGCCAUUAAAGAAGAAGAAAAGAGAUUACACAAUUUGACUAAGUAAAUUGCUGAUAUACCAAUAAAUAAACCUCUAAACCCAAGGAACUCAAUAUAGAAAAGUGUAGAUGAUAAAUAUUUGAAAAAUUCAAUGGAGAUCUUAAAAUCUAAAAGCCAUAAAUAUUUAAUAAAAAAAACUGAGGCAAAAGGAACAAUUAGGCUGAAUCGCAAUAAUUCUUUAGAGGCUAGUUAAUUUAUUAAUGUAUCGAAUAAGUUAGAAUAAACAGAACAAAAGUAUAAUCCUUAAAGUACCAAAUCUAACUCACCUUAAUCAAUAUUUGAUAUGCUUUAUAUAUAAUAACAGCUUAAAAAGAAAUUUUAAGCAAGGCCUCAGAAAACUAUGACCGUUUUAGCCUAGGUACAACCUUAGAAGUAAUAAAUGUUCAUAAGCCAGGCACAGAAAAAUUUAAGAAAAACAUUUAGCUAUUUAAACAAUCAAAAAGAAAAUUUGAUCUGA
Messenger RNA from Tetrahymena thermophila SB210, 1158 nucleotides. Its product is annotated as dual specificity phosphatase domain protein. Gene Ontology annotation, cellular component: cytoplasm. The transcript has a single exon. The record is from RefSeq and is a predicted model, not a curated record. Gene Ontology annotation, molecular function: protein tyrosine/threonine phosphatase activity; MAP kinase tyrosine/serine/threonine phosphatase activity. Lineage: Eukaryota; Ciliophora; Oligohymenophorea; Hymenostomatida; Tetrahymenidae. Gene Ontology annotation, biological process: protein dephosphorylation; negative regulation of MAPK cascade.